Molecule: messenger RNA, 593 nt
Organism: Drosophila busckii
Lineage: Eukaryota; Metazoa; Arthropoda; Insecta; Diptera; Drosophilidae
Gene: e(r)
Product: protein enhancer of rudimentary
Exons: 3
Coding region: 253-567 (104 amino acids)
Source: RefSeq, a predicted model, not a curated record
CGGUAACCCUGCUGGCAAGCAUUGGUAAAUGAGUUUAUAGCAUUAAAAUUCACAAGUAAACAUUAUUUAAUAUACAACUUAACAAACGAAUAAGCAAAAGUGCUGCUACGCUAACCAAGUAACAUUAUUAACAAAAGUCUCGGUGGGAAAAAAAACAAUUCUACAGACGUUAUUGCUAAAACCGCAAGACUGACAACGCGCGCGUGUGAGUGUGUGUGUGCGAGCGAGAUAGGGAGAGAGAGCAUCAUAGACAUGUCACAUACGAUACUGUUGGUCCAGCCGGGACCGCGUCCAGAGACGCGCACCUACUGCGACUAUGAGAGCGUCAACGAGUGCAUGGAGGGCGUCUGUAAAAUCUACGAGGAGCACCUGAAGCGUCGCAAUCCAAACACGCCCACCAUCACCUACGAUAUCAGUCAACUUUUCGAUUUUAUUGAUACACUGAUUGAUAUUAGCUGCUUGGUCUAUCAGAAGAGCACCAAUACAUAUGCGCCCUAUAACAAGGACUGGAUUAAGGAAAAGAUCUAUGUGCUGCUACGUCAGGCAGCAUUCAGUCCAAAUGCCUAACUAACCAAAAACGACAAAAAAAAAAA